Molecule: messenger RNA, 525 nt
Organism: Solanum pennellii
Lineage: Eukaryota; Viridiplantae; Streptophyta; Magnoliopsida; Solanales; Solanaceae
Exons: 1
Coding region: 1-525 (174 amino acids)
Biological process (GO): DNA integration
Molecular function (GO): nucleic acid binding
Source: RefSeq, a predicted model, not a curated record
AUGGAUGUCAUCGGUCCUAUAGAGCCGGCCGCUUCCAAUGGGCAUAAAUUCAUUUUGGUCGCCAUUGAUUAUUUCACCAAGUGGGUGGAGGCAGCCUCUUACAAGUCGGUAACCAAGAAAGUGGUGGCCGAUUUUGUCCGCAACAAUCUGAUAUGCAGAUUUGGAGUUCCAGAAUCCAUCAUUACUGAUAACGGUGCAAAUCUCAACAGUCAUCUGAUGAAAGAGAUAUGUGAACAAUUUAAAAUUAUUCAUCGAAAGUCAACUGCUUAUCGCCACCAAAUGAACGGAGCUGUAAAGGCCGCCAACAAAAAUAUCAAAAAGAUCUUGAGGAAAAUGAUUGACAAACAUCGAGGUUGGCAUGAUAUGUUGCCAUAUGCUUUACUAGGUUAUCGAACGACGAUCAGAACAUCAACUGGGGCUACUCCAUACUUGCUAGUGUAUGGAACAGUGGCAGUCAUACAUAUUGAAGUCGAGAUACCAUCAUUAAGGAUCAUCCAAGAAGCUGAAUUGAGUAACGCUGAGUAG